AUGACUGCUCCGACGGAUCCUCAGAUCGAUCCUCCGGUCGAUCGUUACGCGGCUGAACGCCGUCGCUUAAAAGCAAUGUCCAAACCCUUCCUCAAUGAUGAGUUCAUGGAGGGGCCGCCCCGAUUCCGGGGCAGUGACUACAGGCAACCGCGGCUCCGCCGCAGCACUUUUGAUCCGAAGACGCUUGUUUUCGAGUCUCGGCUUGGAGGCGGCGACGAUGGCUUCGUCUGGAAGGUCAGAUUCGGCGGCGAGGGACCAUUCGCCAUGAAAGUUUUUUGGGACCAGGUGCCUCCUCAGGAGGUUGGAUCCUACUACCCGAUGCAGCGAGAGUGCCAAAAUGCUGCUGUUCUCCAGAUGAUGGAGGCGGCCGUGGCCAGCGACCCAGUUUUGGUUUACACACAUCCCUAUGGAAAAGUGGACGCCAAUGAGAACUAUUUCUCAUUUUGUGAAGAAAACGCCAUCAGUAAGCUUGGUGUGAAGGUAGACUCGACGCUGCCCUCAGGCACCAAAUUGAUCGCGGAGCUGCCACGAAUGGCCCAAUGCUAUGGCUGGGUGAAGUUCCCUAGCGACACGUUGGAGGGACUCCCCAUCAACUUACAGGCCACGCACGACGAGCCUCACAAGGUCAGGAAGCUUGUGGGAAGCCAUAUGGACUGCAUCGCGAUUGUCUACGAGUUCAUUGAAGAUGUUAAAAACAAAAUUGGCCCCGUGGGAAAGGUGGACAGCUUCCUCUGGUUUGCGAGCUUUGCCUAUGCGAACGAGCCUGAAGAGAAGAGCUGGAGGAACAGCAUACUGGUUGACUACUCUGAGAUUGUUCACAUUCGCGGAUAUGGGUGGAAUGAGGAGGAUUACAUGGACAGAAGUGCCGAGCAGAUCAUUGACGACGAAGACCUAGAGCAUGAGAUGGAUCCUGAUUACGAUCUUUCAUGA
Messenger RNA from Trichoderma breve, 930 nucleotides. RefSeq lists its product as uncharacterized. The record is from RefSeq and is a predicted model, not a curated record. Lineage: Eukaryota; Fungi; Ascomycota; Sordariomycetes; Hypocreales; Hypocreaceae. The transcript has 2 exons. Bases 1 to 930 code for a protein of 309 amino acids.